UGUAUUUAGUAGUUCAUUCAAUGUCACUCAUCGUACAAUCUUCAAUAGUCCAUUCAAUAGCUCGUAGCUUCGCACACAUCAUAAUCCGUAUACGUAAACGUACAACAAAUAAUAAUUCCUCCAUAUAUUGUCAAUAGUCUCUGGAUUAUUCAUAAACCGUAAUAUUAAUAGAACAUAGGCACAAGCUUACAAGGCAUUCAACGAUACGCAUAAAUUUAAUUCAGACUUUGGUAGAAUCGUCCAGCCGUAUACACGCCAAUUUUAAUUUAUUGAUUUCGUGCAGCCAUAGUCUGUGUGGUGGUAAUUUUAGUAAAAAGCUCAUUAAAAUGCUGUGCAAAGGUUCGAGGCGUUUGCCCCUUGGCAAAUUUAGAAGGUACGUUGGCUUUAACACCAAAAACCAAUUCAUGAGGGGUAAACCAGUGUUCUCAUGUACAGAAGUAUUGUACGAAAAAAAUGAAAAAACGUAUCCAAUCGUCCCAAUCCGUCUUUGUGCAAUAGUGCUUGAGAUAAUUAAUAAAACUACGGUGUGCCCUAUGAAGAAUAUCCCUGAUAAUUUAAGGUCAACUACUCGACUUCGGUGGAACUACAACUUUACCAACACACAAGAAACCGUUAACGAGGUCACAAUCUCUUUGGGAAUCCCAGCCAACUUGUCCACGCUGCCUGGUCUCUCUGCCAAGGCAUUCCACAAUAUCAACCCUAGAACCAUGCAAGCAUGUACCCAUGCGCGCUGGGCAUUGUUCAGGUAGAGCGCGCAAAUGCACGUUGGUCUGCCCGACAUAGCACGAAUCAUGGCACGCUGGGCAAAUAAAUGGCCUGUUUGGUUGGAAACAUUUCACCGAGCCGCACCCGCAUGUACGUCCGAGGUGGAUUUCACGGUGGGUCCAGCACAUCCACUAGCUGCGACCUCAUUCUCACACUCUCACCCGAAACCACUGUUCGAGGCGAGGACAAAAUCACACAAUCACGGGGAUCACACCCCUGCGCUGGCACAAGCUGCACCGGGACCACACAGGCACCCUCAUGGAAUGAUCCCUUCCGAGAUUUAAAUAAACUUUUUGAUGACACA
Messenger RNA from Osmia lignaria (orchard mason bee), 1069 nucleotides. NCBI's taxonomy places the organism in Eukaryota, Metazoa, Arthropoda, Insecta, Hymenoptera, Megachilidae. The record is from RefSeq and is a predicted model, not a curated record.